GAGCCGGUGCCGAUCGCGGGGGCGGGAGGCCGCCGGGCGCGCAGGCGUGGACGUGCGGCUCGGCGCUGAAGCGGCGGCGGCAGUGCCGGUAGCGGACGCAGGAGCAGCAAUGGAUUGGCUACAACAAAGGUGUAGCGGGUGUUGGGAAAAGACAUCCCAUGUGAAAUGGAGGUGAUUGAGGGAGCUGAACGCUAACUGCACCAACAUGGGGCUGCGACUCUUGGCUUGUCUUUUUAAUUUGCACACGGCGGUGAUCUACGGGUCCCUGUCUCUGUUUGUUUCCAUUUUGCACAACGUAUUCCUCCUGUACUACGUGGACACCUUUGUCUCUGUUUACAAGAUUGAUAAACUAUCCUUUUGGAUAGGAGAGACAGUGUUUCUGAUCUGGAACAGCCUCAAUGACCCUCUAUUUGGCUGGCUGAGCGACCGGGUGUUUCUUAGCACACAGCAGCCAGGAGCAGAAAUUUCUUCCCCAGAAGUAGUUCUGAAGCGACUCAGAGCGCUAAGCCACAAUGGCCCCCUCUUUGCCAUCUCUUUUUUGGCUUUCUGGGUUGCCUGGGCUCAUCCUGGUUUGCAGUUUCUUCUUUGCCUCUGCAUGUACGACAGCUUUCUCACCAUGGUUGACCUCCAUCACAACGCCUUGCUUGCAGACCUGGCUGUUUCAGCAAAAGACAGGACUAGCCUCAACUUCUACUGCUCCCUCUUCAGUGCCAUAGGCUCCCUCUCUGUCUUCAUGUCCUACGCAGUGUGGAACAAAGAGGACUUCUUUUCCUUUCGCAUAUUUUGUGUCGUGCUGGCCAUCUGCUCCAUCGUUGGGUUUACCCUGUCCACACGGCUGCUCCGCCAGCGUUUUGAGGCUGAUGGGAAAACGAAAUGGGACCAAGAAUCAACCCUAAAAGAGCUGUACAUUGAGAAGCACUCCGUUCCCCAGGAGAAGAGGAUCACCCUGGCAGAGUAUCUCCAGCAGCUCUCCCGGCAUCGCAACUUCCUCUGGUUUGUCUGCAUGAACCUCAUCCAGGUUUUUCACUGCCACUUUAACAGCAACUUCUUCCCUCUGUUCCUGGAACACCUGCUGUCAGACCAGAUCUCUGUCUCUACUGGAUCCUUCCUGCUUGGUGUUUCCUACAUUGCCCCCCAUCUCAACAACCUCUACUUCCUGUCCCUCUGCCGUCGCUGUGGGGUUUACGCUGUGGUGCGAGGACUCUUCUUCCUGAAGCUGGCUCUUAGUGUUGUCAUGCUCCUGGCAGGACCUGAUCAGGUGUAUCUGCUCUGCAUCUUCAUUGCCAGCAACCGGGUGUUCACAGAAGGAACUUGUAAGUUGCUCAACCUCGUGGUGACUGACUUGGUGGAUGAGGAUCUAGUCCUGAACCAUAGGAAGCAGGCAGCCUCAGCACUGCUGUUUGGGAUGGUGGCUCUGGUCACCAAACCAGGACAGACCUUUGCCCCUCUGAUUGGCACCUGGCUGCUGUGUGCAUACACAGGCUACGACAUCUUCCAGCGCAACCCCUUGAGCAAUGUGGUGAGUGCUCAGACGAAGCUGGAGUCUGAUGCAGCCUUGGAGCCAACUCUUCGCCAGGGCUGCUUUUACCUCCUUGUUUUUGUGCCCAUCACAUGUGCACUGCUGCAGCUCCUCAGCUGGUCUCAGUUCAACUUGCACGGGAAGCGUCUGCAGAUGGUGAAGGCUCAGCGCCAAAGCCUGACACAGGGCCGAGCACCAGAGGUCAAAACGAUCUAGGGAUGCCUGAGCCCCCAGGGUGUUGCUGGUUCCAGGCUCGUGGAGGACAGCAAGCUAAGUGCAGGGUUGGUGGGCUGAGAAACCCUGAUGUUUGUGGUUCGACUGUGAAAUGCUGUAAUGCCAAUGUUUACCCGUUCCAAGAGGUGAUUGUAGGGGAAGGCACAGAAGCUCAGUGUUGUGAGGGGCCUUGGGUAGAUUGCUUGGCCACAGGAGCAAGAACACUUUACCUCCCGCUUAUCCCAGGAGAAUGGUGCUGCUUUGCAGUGUGUGCUGGGGAGAGCCUCUGCCCUGGGCACGGCUCUGGGAAACCGCAGUGUCUGUGGCUGAGCAGGAGGGGGCAGCACAGAGAGACCUUCACUGCUAAAGCCCUGCAGCUUUCGGUAGCGGAGUGGGGAGGCUUCCGAGCGACAACCUGACAGACAGGUUGCAUGCAGGACUACAGGAGUUAGGAGGAGCCUGAAGACCUCUCUCAGUAGCUGGUACAAACAUUCCUACAUACAGUGCUGUGGUUUUUGGACCAAAUCUACUCUUAAGCAUUUCUUGUUCUGUGCUGAGGCUCCCUCUUUUGUGGCCUUGCAGGGGGAGUUGUUGCUGGGCUAGGAAAGGUACUGGGCCUGAACUGGGCUCAAAGCCUUGAGCUGGAACAUUUCACCUGGCAUCUUGCUGCCCGUCUUUACUCCUCCUCUCACAUCCACAGCCCCAGCUAGCCAUCACUGUCACAUAGCUGUACAGCAAACCCAUGCUGGCUGGGGCUGGCUGGAGGUCAAGGAACCAGCCCGAUUCAUCCGGUGGAAGUGCCUCCCUGCCCAGGGCUGUCCCGUUUGACCCAGUGAGACAGUUUGGUGCCAUCCUCUCUUGCAGGGGGUGAGUGUAACCUGGGGGAGACACUGGCUCUUGCUUUUGUGCCUUUGAUUCGUCUUCAGAGCCUGUCUUGAAAGUGCUGGGCAAAGGGUUGAGAUUUUACCUCUGUGGGUGAGGCAGACACCUCAGCUUCUGUGUACUUGAAAUGGUGCCCCAGGGUUUGAGCAUCUCCUCUGGCUGCUGAGACACGGACCUGAGGAGAGCAGGUGUUUUGGUCACCUUCAUUCUGGCUGUGGACAGCUGGAAGAGGUAGUCACCAAGGGGAGCCCUGAGCUGAGGGAGUGUCUCCUCGAUCCCUGCAACGUGUUUGGGUGCGGGCAGAAAAGAUGUGCCAAAGCAGAGCUCUGCCCUGCCUGUGCCUGCAGGAGCGGAGGUGCAGGCGUCUGGAGGGUGCUGCAUGCUGAGGGGUGUGAUGUUUGUUCAGUGUCAGGUUGCCUCGGGGGUCUCAGCCUGCCACGUUGCCUCAGGACACUGUUGCCUUCUGUCUUAGACCAAGACAUUCCUACCGCCAAGCUUCUGUAGCGGUUCAGUAAGUUAUUCUAACACAAUUUGAGAAUGAUUCUUCAUUUCAUAAAUUAAAGAUGAUCUUUUCUGUA
Molecule: messenger RNA, 3192 nt
Organism: Pogoniulus pusillus (Red-fronted tinkerbird)
Lineage: Eukaryota; Metazoa; Chordata; Aves; Piciformes; Lybiidae
Gene: SLC68A1
Product: major facilitator superfamily domain containing 13A
Exons: 9
Coding region: 206-1735 (509 amino acids)
Source: RefSeq, a predicted model, not a curated record